CCUCCAGGCACAGUCAUUCAAGAUGCACUCAAGUGUCCUGGCUGCCUUUCUCUUCUUGAGCUGGACUUCUUGUUGGUCCCUGCCCCUUCCCAGUGAUGAGGACGAUGAGGAUUUGUCUGAGGAAAACUUCCAGUUCGCAGAGGGCUACCUCAGAUCAUAUUACCAUCCCCUGAAUCCUGCUGGCAUCCUGAAGAAGACUGCAGCGAGCUCCAUGGUUGACAGGCUCCGAGAAAUGCAGUCUUUUUUUGGCUUAGAGGUGACUGGCCGACUUGAUGAUAACACCUUAGACAUCAUGAAAAAACCAAGAUGCGGGGUUCCUGAUGUGGGUGAAUACAACGUUUUCCCUAGAACUCUGAAAUGGUCCAAAGUGAAUUUAACCUACAGAAUUGUGAAUUAUACCCCUGACAUGACUCAUUCUGAAGUUGAAAAGGCCUUCAAAAAAGCCUUCAAAGUUUGGUCUGAUGUGACACCUCUGAAUUUUACCAGACUUCACAAUGGCACUGCUGAUAUCAUGAUCUCUUUUGGAACUAAAGAGCAUGGCGACUUCUACCCGUUUGAUGGACCCUCUGGUUUGCUGGCUCAUGCUUUUCCUCCUGGGCCAAAUUAUGGAGGGGAUGCCCAUUUUGAUGAUGAUGAAACUUGGACAAGUAGUUCCAAAGGCUACAACUUGUUCCUUGUUGCUGCCCAUGAGUUUGGCCACUCUUUAGGUCUCGACCACUCCAAGGACCCAGGAGCACUCAUGUUUCCCAUCUACACCUACACUGGCAAAAGCCACUUCGUGCUUCCUGACGACGACGUACAAGGGAUCCAGUCUCUCUAUGGUCCAGGAGAUGAAGACCCCAACCCUAAACACCCCAAAACACCAGACAAAUGUGAUCCCUCCUUAUCCCUUGAUGCCAUUACCAGUCUCCGAGGAGAAACGAUCAUCUUUAAAGACAGAUUCUUCUGGCGCCUGCAUCCUCAGCAGGUUGACGCAGAGCUGUUUCUAACCAAAUCAUUUUGGCCUGAACUCCCCAACCGUAUCGAUGCCGCAUAUGAGCAUCCUUCCCAUGACCUUAUCUUCAUCUUCAGAGGCAGAAAAUAUUGGGCUCUUAAUGGUUAUGACAUCCUGGAAGGUUAUCCCAAGAAACUAUCUGAACUAGGAUUUCCAAAAGAGGUUAAAAAGAUAAGUGCAGCUGCUCACUUCGAGGACACAGGGAAGACUCUCUUCUUCUCGGGAAACCAGGUCUGGAGCUAUGAUGAUACCAAACAUGCGAUGGAUAAAGACUACCCCAGGCUAAUAGAAGAGGACUUCCCAGGAAUUGGUGACAACGUAGAUGCUGUCUAUGAGAAAAACGGUUAUAUCUAUUUUUUCAAUGGACCCAUACAGUUCGAAUACAGCAUCUGGACUAACCGCAUUGUUCGUGUCAUGUCAGCAAAUUCCCUAUUGUGGUGUUAAGUGUAUUUUAAAUAUUGCUAUUUAAAUCAUAAAGAACAUUUGGAAUACUACUUCUAGGGAUACGGGGAGGGGGGAGAGAUAUCAGGGAAAGCUUCGUUCUGUGAACAAGCUUCAGUAAGUUAUCUUUGACUGUGUAUUAUCUAUAUGGCUAAGUGUGGCUGGAACCACAUUUAAUUGGAAAGUAAUGAAAUUUAGUUUCUCUCAGGAUCACCUCAUUCUUGUGUACUCUCUAGAAGCAAUAACUGACGAUAUUUCCCACGUCAAAAAUAGAGCAUAUCGGCUGUCAGAGAGCAUAAUUAUAAACAUAUUUAUAAGGACAUUUUGCAAAGGCAUACAAGUACAUCACAUUUAUAUCAUCAAUAAAUCUUCUUUGUCAAAAAGUGUAAAAUAGUGUAAACAUAGAAUUUGGGGGGGGGGGUCAUAUGAUAGCCAUAGAAGAACAAAGGUAAACCAAAGGGAAGUGUCUGUAAUAAAUAUAUUGUAAACAACUUUCCAAAAAUAAU
This is a messenger RNA of Molossus molossus (Pallas's mastiff bat), 1941 nucleotides long. It is a transcript of the gene MMP13, whose product is annotated as matrix metallopeptidase 13. NCBI's taxonomy places the organism in Eukaryota, Metazoa, Chordata, Mammalia, Chiroptera, Molossidae. Gene Ontology annotation, cellular component: extracellular matrix. The transcript has 10 exons. The record is from RefSeq and is a predicted model, not a curated record. Bases 23 to 1438 code for a protein of 471 amino acids. Gene Ontology annotation, molecular function: metalloendopeptidase activity; zinc ion binding. Gene Ontology annotation, biological process: extracellular matrix organization; collagen catabolic process; proteolysis.